Zygotorulaspora mrakii is the source of this 3996-nucleotide messenger RNA. RefSeq lists its product as uncharacterized. The transcript has a single exon. The record is from RefSeq and is a predicted model, not a curated record. Gene Ontology annotation, biological process: flocculation. Bases 1 to 3996 code for a protein of 1331 amino acids. NCBI's taxonomy places the organism in Eukaryota, Fungi, Ascomycota, Saccharomycetes, Saccharomycetales, Saccharomycetaceae.
AUGUUUUCUCUGACGUUACUGGUACAGCUACUGCUGUUCUACCUCUCAGCUAUUUGCGCCAAAGAGCUUCCAAAUGUCUUCACAUCGUUAAGCACUAGUACGCCAAAUGGUAAUACUCCAAGACUGCCCUGGGCAGCCUCCAUGAGAUUUUUAAUAACGCCAAGUAUGGACGCCCGAGCUCAGGAUACCUUUUCAUUAGACUUGCCCUGUACCCUCCUGGUUUAUGGGACCAACGGAGGCUCAUCAAUUGAUAUGAUUGAUCAGUCUGGAAAUAGUUUUGCAACCUGUGAACUAAUUAAUGGUUACCAUACCGGACCUUCAAGAAUUACCUGUACUUUGCAGCAGGAUGUAUUCUAUUCACCGGGACAGCUUAAUUUUGGAUUUGCUUGGAAUGUCGGCCAGUCGCCAAACUCAUAUUCACUCCAGUGCGCUGCCUCUUUUACAAGUCCCACAAAUACCAUAACCUGGGGUGGGCAAUCUACGACAGUCACCAUCAAUAGAGAAAGUUUCUAUCAAAGCUCGGGUAUGGACAUGAGUCAUACUAUAAGUGCAAGUGCUGUUGACACUUACUAUUUGGGAUAUACUUGUUCAAGGACUUUUUCAGAAACGAUCGAACUUCAACUAAGUGGUAGUCCUUCAAGAACAGGAAGCAUCGUCUCGUGCGCCAAUGUAGAUGUUUACAUGACAAAUUCGCUGAAUUACUGGUAUAUGCCUAUGACUGCGGAGGCACUUCCUAGCUCAUCUACAGUUAACUGCGACGUUCGUACCAAUACAAUUACCGUCAAUGCAAACAAUAUACCUGCUGGUUACCAUGUUUUUGUAAACGCAUUUCAAAGUAGACAAUUUCUUUCACAGGAAACCAUUCAGAACACUUUCAUAGAUACCAUAUAUUGUGGGAAUAGUCCAAAUACAAAUCGAUAUUCCAGAAGCUGGAAUUACGUUAGCGGAAGUGGUAAUGGUGCGGCAAGCAUGCAAAUUAAUCUGCCAUCAACAAGAACUACGUUAUGGACUGGGACUGGCACAACCACUUAUUUAACAACACAAACAUCACCCCGAACGACAGUUGAAAUUAUAGUUGGUACACCGGAAAUCAGUUCUACGACAUACACCCCAUGGACUGGUACUUUCACCAGCACCUAUGCUACUUCUACGGACAUUUUCACAGGCAGUGACGGUAUUGUGACAACCGAAACAGUGUACUACGUUGAGACUCCAACUGGCAGUACCGCUACCACCACUUACACGCCAUGGACUGGUUCUUUCACCAGCACCUACGCUACUUCUACCGAAGUAUUCACAGGCAGUAACGGUAUUGUGACAACCGAAACAGUGUACUACGUUGAGACUCCAACAGGCAGUACCGCUACCACCACUUACACGCCAUGGACUGGUUCUUUCACCAGCACCUACGCUACUUCUACCGAAGUAUUCACAGGCAGUAACGGUAUUGUGACAACCGAAACAGUGUACUACGUUGAGACUCCAACAGGCAGUACCGCUACCACCACUUACACGCCAUGGACUGGUUCUUUCACCAGCACCUACGCUACUUCUACCGAAGUAUUCACAGGCAGUAACGGCAUUGUGACAACCGAAACAGUGUACUACGUUGAGACUCCAACUGGCAGUACCGCUACCACCACUUACACACCAUGGACUGGUUCUUUUACCAGCACCUACGCUACUUCUACCGAAGUAUUCACAGGCAGUAACGGUAUUGUGACAACCGAAACAGUGUACUACGUUGAGACUCCAACAGGCAGUACCGCUACCACCACUUACACGCCAUGGACUGGUUCUUUCACCAGCACCUACGCUACUUCUACCGAAGUAUUCACAGGCAGUAACGGUAUUGUGACAACCGAAACAGUGUACUACGUUGAGACUCCAACAGGCAGUACCGCUACCACCACUUACACGCCAUGGACUGGUUCUUUUACCAGCACCUACGCUACUUCUACUGAAGUAUUCACAGGCAGUAACGGUAUUGUGACAACCGAAACAGUGUACUACGUUGAGACUCCAACAGGCAGUACCGCUACCACCACUUACACGCCAUGGACUGGUUCUUUCACCAGCACCUACGCUACUUCUACCGAAGUAUUCACAGGCAGUAACGGCAUUGUGACAACCGAAACAGUGUAUUACGUUGAGACUCCAACAGGCAGCGGUGCUACCACCACUUACACACCAUGGACUGGUACUUUUACCAGCACCUAUGCCACUUCUACCGAAGUAUUCACAGGCAGUAACGGCAUUGUGACAACCGAAACAGUGUACUACGUUGAGACUCCAACAGGCAGCGGUGCUACCACCACUUACACACCAUGGACUGGUUCUUUUACCAUCACCUACGCUACUUCUACCGAAGUAUUCACGGGCAGUAACGGUAUUGUGACAACCGAAACAGUGUACUACGUUGAGACCCCAACAGGCAGCGGUGCUACCACCACUUACACACCAUGGGCUGGUACUUUUACCAGCACCUAUGCCACCUCUACUGAAAUAUUCACAGGCAGUAACGGUAUUGUGACAACCGAAACAGUGUACUACGUUGAGACUCCAACAGGCAGUACCGCUACCACCACUUACACACCAUGGACUGGUUCUUUUACCAGCACCUACGCUACUUCUACCGAAGUAUUCACAGGCAGUAACGGUAUUGUGACAACCGAAACAGUGUACUACGUUGAGACCCCAACAGGCAGCGGUGCUACCACCACUUACACACCAUGGACUGGUUCUUUUACCAGCACCUACGCUACUUCUACCGAAGUAUUCACAGGCAGUAACGGUAUUGUGACAACCGAAACAGUGUACUACGUUGAGACUCCAACAGGCAGCGGUGCUACCACCACUUACACACCAUGGACUGGUUCUUUUACCAUCACCUACGCUACUUCUACCGAAGUAUUCACGGGCAGUAACGGUAUUGUGACAACCGAAACAGUGUACUACGUUGAGACCCCAACAGGCAGCGGUGCUACCACCACUUACACACCAUGGGCUGGUACUUUCACCAGCACCUACGCAACCUCUACUGAAGUUUUCACGGGCAGUAACGGUAUUGUCACAACCGAGACAGUGUACUACGUAGAAACGCCUGUGUCAGCUUAUUAUGGUAACAAUACCCAAAGUACCUCUUCAAGUAUAAUUUUGAGUUCUGAGGAACCAGCUAGGGGUGUUUCAAGCAUCGUAACUCCGUCAAGUCAAACGAGUUUUACAAGUUCACCAUAUUCUGGAACCCCUCGCGAUGAAACAAGCACGUAUCAUUCAACGUUUGCGUCUUUAAGUCACAGUUCAAACAUUGUAACAUCAGGUACGCAAAGCUCCGAGGUUUCCAUCUUUCACUCUGGCAGUUCGUAUUCAGCCUCCUCCGCCUCAAGUGUCACAAAUGGUAACAGUGAAUCCGUAAUUACCACUACUAUUAGUGGUAUCGUAACAUCUUACACCACUAUUUGCCCUGUGUCCAACCCUAUAUCUGUCGUGUCAACGACCACUUCGAAUGACCGCACAAUAGAAUCUUCUGGUACUGUCGUUUCUCCAACUUAUAGUACACCUUCUGCUUAUAGCGCUUCUCCAAAAAGUGCUACCAGUUCAGACGCAUAUGUGAAGGCUAGUAAUGGUGCAUCCGUGUCUACGACCACACAAGAUAUUCGAUUUACCAGUGCAUCUUCAAAGAGUUCUUCGCCUUCAAAAGUCUCCGUUGUAACGGGUUCCUCAGAACCAAGCGAUUCUUACAUUACUGAAAGUCAAGCACGUCAGCAUUUGACAUCUGACACUGUGCAAACCGCUACGGAUUUUGAUACCUCAACCGUGGGCUUAAGCACCGUUAUGAGUGUGACUUCCGCAUCACAAUCGCCACAAACUCUGACUCCAGAGCUAAGCGCUUCUACAAGAGCACCACAAUCGGUGUCGUCUCUUUCUAUAUACGAGGGUGUGGCCAACAGGCUCAGGGUAGGCAUUCUGUUUGCUGUACCACUUGCACUUCUCUAG